GUUAGUAAGGUAUUGUAAAGUUGGUAUCACGCAAUAGACUAUCAAUUGUGUCAAAAGUGUUUACUGUUCAUAAAGUUGUUGUUUUUGUGGUCGGACGUAAACAAGAACUGAAGCAAAAUGGGGAAAAGACAGCACCAAAAAGAUAAGAUGUACAUUACCUAUACAGAAUGGACAACUCUGUAUGGAGGAAAACGAUCCGGUCCAGAAACGUCUAAUUUCAGACGAUUACCAUUUGAUCAUUGUUGCCUGUGUUUGCAGCCAUUUGAACACCCUUAUUGUGAUCAGGACGGGAACGUUUUUGAGCUGCAGGCAAUCGUUGAUUUCAUAAAGAAGUUUAAAUGUAAUCCUGUUACAGGAAAGCCAUUGGACCCAAAAAGUUUAGUCAAGUUGAAUUUUCAUAAAAAUGCCAAGGGUGAAUACCACUGCCCUGUUUUGUUUAAGACUUUUACAAAGCAAUCGCAUAUUGUCGCUAUUGCUACAACAGGAAACGUCUUUUCCCAUGAGGCAGUGGAACAGUUAAACAUCAAAGCCAAAAACUGGAAGGAAUUGUUGACUGAUGAGGCUUUCCAGAGGAAGGAUAUAAUUACUAUACAGGAUCCCAACAACCUUGAAAAAUUUAACAUAGCAGAAUUUUACCAUGUUAAGAAAAAUCUGAGUGUGGAAGAUGAAGAUCCAGACGAUGACCCAUCAGCACGCCUGAAAACUGUAAAUGCCGAAACACAGGCAAUUUUGGAUGAACUGAAUCGUGAAUACAAGGCACCUGAAACUAAAGUAGAAGAAAAGAAAGUUGCUGACAAAUUUAAUGCGGCACAUUACUCUACUGGUGCAGUGGCUGCAGGCUUUACUUCAACUACUAUAGCCCCAACAACAGUACAUGAAGCUGCUAUUAUUGAUGAAGAUGUAGUACGUUAUGAGCGUGUUAAGAAGAAAGGUUAUGUUCGAUUAGUAACAAAUCUGGGGCCAUUGAACUUGGAACUUCAUUGUGAUAUGGUGCCAAAAGUCUGUGAAAACUUCCUGAAACUGGCCAACCGUGGUUAUUACGAUGGCACUAAGUUUCAUCGAUCUAUUCGUAAUUUCAUGAUACAAGGAGGUGACCCAACAGCAACUGGCCAAGGUGGUGAAUCUAUUUGGGGAAAGCCAUUUGAAGAUCAUUUUAAACCAAAUCUCCAGCAUACUGGUAGAGGAAUACUGUCAAUGGCAAACUCAGGCCCAAACACAAAUGGAUCACAGUUUUUUAUCACAUACCGUUCUUGCCGGCACUUAGAUGGUAAGCAUAGUGUCUUUGGAAGAGUUGUUGGUGGACUUGAUACUUUGACUGCUAUGGAACGCAUUGAAACGGAUAACAAAGACAGACCAAUUGAAGAUAUUAUUAUUGAAAAGGCACAAGUAUUUGUUGACCCUUACCAAGAAGCAGACGAACAGCUGAUUGCUGAGAGAGAAGAAGAAGCCAGAAAGGCAGAAGCCGCAGCUAAAGAGCUGAAGAAAAAAUCAGCAGGUGGGAAUCUUAAAGUCUUCAGAGAAGGUGUUGGUAAAUAUAUCAACAUGGAAGAAAUUUCAAAGAAUGAUGCUGCAGAAAACUCUGGGGGUCCUCCAAAGAAGAAGAAAAACAUUGGUUAUAGUUUUGGUGACUUCAGCAGUUGGUGAUCAAGCAGUAAUGGGUUGGAGACAGGUGGAUCAUUUGUACAGUAUGCACCGAAGCUCACUCUGAGAGAUGGGUCCAACACUCUUUGUAAGGACAAUUUAUGAGCAAAAAUGUUUUAAAUGUUUUGACUUCAAACAGCAGAAGUUUUCUGUUUUCCCCUGUAGUUUUCAUGCUCUUUUUUACAAUCAUAUGAUUUGUGUAAAAUAUUUAUUUUCUGUUUAUGUGUAAAUAAAAAUGAAAUGUUACUUGUUUUGAA
This is a messenger RNA of Schistocerca americana (American grasshopper), 1898 nucleotides long. RefSeq names its product RING-type E3 ubiquitin-protein ligase PPIL2. Gene Ontology annotation, biological process: protein peptidyl-prolyl isomerization; protein polyubiquitination; protein folding. Gene Ontology annotation, molecular function: peptidyl-prolyl cis-trans isomerase activity; ubiquitin-ubiquitin ligase activity. The transcript is spliced from 11 exons. Lineage: Eukaryota; Metazoa; Arthropoda; Insecta; Orthoptera; Acrididae. The record is from RefSeq and is a predicted model, not a curated record. The coding region runs from base 118 to 1644 and encodes 508 amino acids. Gene Ontology annotation, cellular component: catalytic step 2 spliceosome.